Messenger RNA from Rhopilema esculentum, 2885 nucleotides. RefSeq lists its product as uncharacterized. The record is from RefSeq and is a predicted model, not a curated record. Lineage: Eukaryota; Metazoa; Cnidaria; Scyphozoa; Rhizostomeae; Rhizostomatidae.
UGGGUAAAUAUCAAGAGAUCUGGUAUACUUUGGCAUAAUUGUGCCGUAUUUUUGUUAUACUUUUUACAGGACAGGGUAUGCUUUUGGCAAUCUUUUUAAGGGACAGGUUCAGGGUGCAAAAAAGUUUGCAGUACACCCCCAUCACUUACUUAGUCAAGUCCCCCCUGAGGUAAUUUUCGAACAAAACAAGUUGUGCUACACAACGAGCGCCCAUACCCUCCAAACGAAAUGGUUGAAGCCUCUCCUUAGCAUCAUACGUAUUGAAUGUGACUUUUGAAGUUUAUAUGGCAUUUCAAGCGUUCACUUGGACACCAAAUUAAAACAAUUUGAUCGUGCACACAAAUGAAAGUUGAGGACAGCUUCCAAUUUGUUGAAACAGGUAUAAACAUCUCCAUUGUCCAGUACUCAGCGAUCCAUUUAAUUUUAACCAAUUAAAUGUAGGGAGACUUCAAACGUUGCCACAACUUCCAUUGUGUAAUCUAAAUCCUUAUUGUUCCUUUGACGACUCAAAUCUUUGAACAGCAGGUUCGUUUCGUGUAAUUUCCUUCCAACCAAAGACACGCUGGCAACAAGAAUGGCCGCAAAAGCACAGCGAAUCGAGCUCACAGAGGAGUUCAUUGGGUUGUGGAGGCAAGAAAAAAGCUUAUGGGACGCAGCUUCCCCGCUCUACCGUAACAAAGAUGCGAAAGAAAGGAGCCUGUUCAAACUGGGACAACAUUUCUCAAUGUCAGAACAAGACGUGAAGAGAAAGAUAAACAUUCUGCGUACUUAUUUUACAAAAGAGCUGCAAAAAAGCUUAACAAAAGGUACAGCUGAAGGCGAAGGGCUUCAAAAUUCAAAAUGGCCUCACUUCCAAUCAAUGAUGUUUCUACGCAACACUAUUACUCAGCGGAAAACAACAUCUCCGUCUAUGGUAGUCAACGAUAACAACGAGGAAGAUGAAGCAGAAUGUCCAAUAAUCGAGAGCUUUGAGGCUGAAGAAUUUCAAUACGAUCUUCCCGACAAUAGCAUGAGAAUUGAAGAAGAACCAAACAGAAGAUCGACUCUACAUUAUUUUGCAAAUGACAAAAAAAGGAAAAAGGAUAAUGGAAGCAAGAGCAGUGUUGCUAUUAAUGAAGCGAUGUCAAUUCUUGCUGCUAGGAGCAGCAAGGUAGCAAAUGCAGAUGAGAUUUUUGGUCAGCAUGUUGCUGCUAGUCUUCGUAAUAUUAAAGACAAUAGAUGUAAAGAGUUUGUAAAAGUGAAGAUUCAACAAAUCAUCUUUGAGGCACAAUUCGGGAUGCAGCUGAUGCCUUUCCAACAGAUUAAUAUUGCACCAAGUGGCGUGGUACAUCAUGACGUAUCACGCCAUCCAUACCAAAGGGAGAUUCAGACUCAAUUUCCAGUACCUGGCACUGCAAGCUCACCAGUAGGCACUAACGAUACCAGCACUGAUCCCAAAGAAUCGAUUUCUUGUAUACCAUGAAAAACAUCUGCAGAUUUAAUCCAUCUUAUAUAUCAAAGUGACCAUAGAAAACUUAACUUUCAGUGGCAUGAAAAAUAGAAACUUCAUGUUUGAUUUAUCAAUAGGAAAUUUCGCAGCCACUAAUAGGAAAUUUCACAUUAUCCAGCAUCGCAGUAAAAUACUGAAUUGAAUUGCUUAGUGUUUUUGAAAAGUUGUUUAUCAAGCACAAUGACAAAUCUAGGAUAUGGCAGAAAUUCCAUGUGCUUAGGCUUUGUAUCGUGGUGGGCAAUACCAAUGCUACUGCAACUUACUAAGCUACUUAGCCCUUAACAAGGGCAUUACCAGCUGCUUACUGCUCUAAGGGUACUAGUUUGUAUAGAUACACUUCAGCAAAAGCUUAUUGAUACUUGCUUACUUCAAGUAUUCAGAAAAUACGUUUAGGAACUGAAGAUAGUGAAUUACCUCAGCUAUUGCAAUCAGAAAGUCAUGAGCAUGCUUGUACACAGGAGAAAACGACUCUAGAAAAAUAUGCCCAUCUGGUGCCUAGAAACAAAAAUAAUCUUAUGACUGAAAAAUAGUUAAAGAGUUGUUUACUUCAAAUAUUUGUACAAAAUCAAGAGGAAGUAAUAACACUUGUCGGAAUAAUAUGUUUGUACAACCAAGCAUCAAUAAAUGUUUGUAAAACCUAAAAUGAUUCAGCAGCUGAGUGCUAAGGUAUAACACAACUUACCACCCAGAGUGGCCUAAGAUCAUGGUCUUGCUUUAACUCUGCAACAUUUCUGUAAUCCUUUGCCCCAAAUUCGUCCUGAUAUGGAAAACAAAAUAUCAUAUGAUAUCGAUCACAGAGAAAUUUCAAACUUCUAUCAAAAAAUGUUUGCUUUCAUCAUAAUCCCAGUAAAAACCUACAAAGAUGGUAUCAAAAACAGUAAAAUAAAAAUAGCAAAAACAUUAGAGAGGCCUUAAUUGUUACCCUUAAAUAUGUAAAUGCAAGAGCUACAUUAACCUAAUCUGAUCUGAAAUGCAAGAAUGUGUCAGCUGUGAUGCUGCCUUGUUUUUGAAUGGGCCAUUACUUGAGGCAAACUUUUUCUGUGCUUAAUAAUAUAUUCAAUAUGAUGCUGGUCUGGUAUUAGGAAAAUAAGUCAAACUUCUAAAAAGGUAAUAAUUGCAACCUAAACAUAUUCUACAUAACUUCUUUUGAAAUUGGAUCUAUCUUCUUGUCAAAAUUUUAUAUAUAUAUAUGUAAGGCUGCAAAAGUUGCAAAGUAAAAGGUAAAUUCUCUAUAUUUUCAAUUAGAAAUAUUGAAUAUUCCUUAUGAUGAUCUAAAAACAAAAAUGAUGCAGAUCACUUACUAUUGCUGUCUUUUCAACACUUUCAGCAUUUCGACUUGCCGAGGAAGGAACAGCCUUGGCAUCUGUUAAAUGCAAACAACUAUUUUAGCUAAAAA